This is a messenger RNA of Pleurotus ostreatus (oyster mushroom), 1560 nucleotides long. RefSeq lists its product as uncharacterized. Bases 1 to 1560 code for a protein of 519 amino acids. Lineage: Eukaryota; Fungi; Basidiomycota; Agaricomycetes; Agaricales; Pleurotaceae. The record is from RefSeq and is a predicted model, not a curated record. The transcript is spliced from 6 exons.
AUGCUUGGCUGGGCAGCUUCGGGCAAACAAACCUUGCAAAUCGAGCCGCUUGCGAGCCAACAGCAGUUCACAUCGACAACGAACGAUUUCGAGCGGCUCGGGGACUCAGCCGGUUCGAUGGACACACAAGUUCAGAAUGAAACAACGAUGCAAUAUGGCCACAUGCCUGAGCGAAGGGACUCGAACCUCUCAAAUUUAGACAGCAACGUCUCUUCCCAUCAAGGCCUUGGGCAUGCGCUGGGCAUUCCGCACACGGUUGGUGGCAGAGCUCCAUACCAGGACAAUUAUCCCAUCUCACCCCCGCCCCAUGUGCCCAACGGCGGCCCUUCCCAGCAGCAUCCUGGUAGUUCCCAUAGUUUGGCGUACCAGGUGGGGCCAGGGCAGGCGUCGUCGCCCGGGCUGAAGCGCAAACCUAUCGAUGGUCUCGGGGUGGGGCCGGGGCAGAUGCAGAAGAGGCGGCGGGACGUGGACGAUGCUGAUCAAUACGAUGUCGAUGGAGGCGGUCAAGGCGCUAAGCACUGGACAGACGAGGAAAAGUCCAAGCUGUUCAAUUAUCUCAUGGGGAGGGGUCAGGACGAUCACUGGCAAUCACUCAAGGCCACCAAAAAUUCAUGUCUGCGAGAGUGUUCCUCUGAAGUGUUCGGAGGGAAGAAAACCUAUCAAGCAUUGAAAGGGUGCUAUGAACGCAAUGUCAACCUUUACAAGCAGAUCAACUGCUUUGAACGAUUUCAACUUCAAUCUGGCAGUCCGUCUGUGAAAGGGCUUAGUGAAGCCGACCGAUUGCGCGAGUACGAGAGGCGUUUGCAGACAGCUCGCAAGUCUGGCAUCGAAGUCGGAAACAUUGCGGCAAGGACGGUUGAUCACUGGCACCAAUUAGGCUGGUAUGAUCUAUUUUACAGCCGCAUGGGUGAUCAAACAAACCCAAGACCAUCUUCGUCACGCAACGCAGGCGGUGGUCAACAUUCUGUGGGCUUGGACGAACCAGACGACGCCGACGACCUCACCAUGGACUUUGACACUAGCCCCCUAGCGGGGCCAAGUGGGAUGAAUGGAAUCCCUCACGAACGCUCUCACAACCCCGUCUCAUACAUAAACCCUCAAAAUCUCCGAGAAGGCCCGUCCAACAUCCCCAACUCACCUGUUACGCCUGGUAAUGCCCAACAUCAAUCCACUCCUGUGACAUCUACGGCAGCGAUGCUUCCCCCAACCCCAGCCACUACGUCUUCAUCUUCCGACCAAACCGUAGUCAAUGUUUCAGUAACCCAAGGCAUGCUUUCUACAUAUCUACAAUUUCUUCAAGUCCAAACGCAAACGAGUAAGAUGAAGGUGGAGUACAUGCGCAGAAGAGAAGAACGGGAGGAGAAGGAGAGUACACAGCGAAGAGAAGUCGAGCGGCUUCGUCAGGAACGGGAGCUCGCCGAGUUUGAGCACACAAAGCAGUCGGCGAUGAUGAAACAGAAGGCUGAUAGAGCAAUCGAGCUGCUGAGUAACCCCAGCGUUGAUUCUGCUCUACGGCAGGCUGCUAGCGACUACUUGAGGAAGCUUUUCACAUCCGACUGA